Hibiscus syriacus is the source of this 2176-nucleotide messenger RNA. Its product is annotated as protein NSP-INTERACTING KINASE 3-like. The transcript is spliced from 12 exons. The coding region runs from base 126 to 2006 and encodes 626 amino acids. Gene Ontology annotation, molecular function: protein binding; protein kinase activity; ATP binding. The record is from RefSeq and is a predicted model, not a curated record. NCBI's taxonomy places the organism in Eukaryota, Viridiplantae, Streptophyta, Magnoliopsida, Malvales, Malvaceae. Gene Ontology annotation, biological process: protein phosphorylation.
UGGCCUUUGCUCCUUUGGUUCUUUCUUUGUUUCUUUGAUCUUUUAUGCUUUGUGUUUUUUAAAGUGAAUUUCAAAAAAAGAAAAAAUAGUUUGAAUAAUUGAGAGACUGCAAGAGUUUUAACAGUAUGGAAAUAAAGAAUUUGAUGGUGUUUACACUGGGGUUAUUGAUUUUGACUUUGAUUGGGGUUUGCUCUGCUACUCUUUCUCCUACUGGUAUAAACUAUGAAGUGGUUGCUUUAAUGUCCAUUAAGUUGAAUCUACACGAUCCCUAUAAUGUUCUCGAAAAUUGGGAUUCGAAUUCGGUUGAUCCGUGUAGUUGGAGGAUGGUUACCUGCACUUCAGAUGGAUAUGUUUCUGCCUUGGGACUUCCUAGUCAGAGCUUAUCCGGGACCUUAUCGACAUCCAUCUGGAACCUUAGCAACUUGCAAUCAGUGUUGCUUCAAAAUAAUGCUAUUUCAGGUCCCAUUCCGUCUACCAUCGGAAAGUUAGAGAAGCUCGUAACUCUUGAUCUCUCGAACAAUACUUUCAGUGGUGAAAUACCUGCUUCCUUGGGAGACUUGAAAAACUUGAACUAUUUGCGGUUAAACAACAAUAGCCUAACUGGAACCUGUCCGGAUUCUUUGUCUAAAAUCGGAGGCCUCACUCUUGUGGACCUAUCUUACAAUAAUCUGAGUGGUUCUCUGCCAAAAAUCUCAGCAAGGACUUUUAAAGUUGUUGGCAACCCGUUAAUUUGUGGACCUAAAGCAAGCAACAACUGUUCUGCUUUCUUCCCGGAGCCUCUUUCUCUCCCACCGGAUGGUCUAAAAGCUCAAUCAUACUCCGGAUUGAAGGGCCAUCAUGUAGCUGUUGCUUUUGGCGCUAGCUUCGGUUCAGCUUUUUUCAUCGUACUGUUUAUGGCGUUAUUUGUUUGGUGGCGAUAUAGACAAAACCAGCAGAUUUUCUUUGAUGUUAAUGAACAAUAUGUGCUGGAAGUAUGCUUGGGCCAUUUGAAAAGGUAUACAUUUAAGGAGCUUAGGGCUGCUACUGAUCAUUUCAACUCAAAAAAUAUUCUCGGGAGAGGUGGAUUUGGGAUAGUGUACAAGGGAUUAUUGAAUGAUGGGACUUUGGUGGCUGUUAAAAGGCUGAAGGACUACAAUAUAGCCGGUGGCGAAAUCCAAUUUCAGACAGAAGUAGAGACGAUAAGUUUAGCCGUCCAUCGCAAUCUUCUCAGGCUAUCCGGAUUCUGCACGACUGAGAAUGAAAGGCUCCUGGUUUACCCCUAUAUGCCAAAUGGAAGUGUAGCAUGUAGACUGAGAGACAAUAUUCAUCGUAGGACGGUUUUAGACUGGACAAGGCGGAAGAGGAUAGCCUUAGGUUCGGCUCGGGGGCUUGUAUAUUUGCAUGAACAGUGUGACCCGAAAAUCAUUCAUCGUGAUGUCAAAGCUGCCAAUAUUUUGUUGGACGAAGAUUUUGAGGCCGUUGUUGGAGAUUUUGGGUUGGCGAAGCUUUUAGACCACCGGGAUUCUCAUGUAACCACCGCAGUUCGUGGUACCGUUGGUCACAUUGCUCCGGAGUAUUUAUCAACAGGUCAGUCAUCAGAGAAGACGGAUGUAUUUGGGUUUGGAAUCUUGCUCCUUGAGCUAAUCACGGGUCAGAAGGCCUUGGAUCUCGGACGAGCUGCGAAUCAGAAGGGCGUAAUGCUCGAUUGGGUAAAGAAGCUACAUCAGGAAGGCAAACUUAGCCUGCUGGUGGAUAAAGAUCUAAAGGGAAAUUUUGACAGGAUUGAGUUAGAAGAAAUGGUUCAAGUUGCCCUGUUAUGCACUCAAUUCAAUCCGUUACACCGACCGAAGAUGUCUGAAGUACUAAGGAUGCUAGAAGGUGACGGUUUAGCUGAGAAAUGGGAAGCCUUGCAAAUGGUAAAGACGCCAAAGUUGCAAUCAUGCGAUAACCCUCCGCAACGAUACUCGGAUUUCGUAGAAGAAUCAUCGCUUGUGCUCGAAGCCAUGGAGCUUUCUGGUCCUAGGUAACACAAUGUUUGCCUUCAAAACUUACUCGAUAUAUCUGAGCUCUGAAAUUCGAAAAGUAGGCAAGUGCUGUUGAUAGUUGUGGAAUAUGCCUGUAUUCAUCUGUAAAAACACGAAAAUCAUGUAAAGUUUGUCGUUGUGUGAGUUUGAUUGUCAAGAAAUUUUGAUAAAAU